UCCAGGUCUUCCCUGUUGGACGUGGAAGCCUCUCUGAACAUGAGUUUCAUGGGCGGCUUGGUUGAAGUCGGCGGGUCCGCCAAGUACCUGAACGACCAGAAGAAAUUCAAGAACCAGAGCAGGGUGACCUUCCAGUACAAAGCCACCACCACCUUCAAGCAGCUGUCUCUUCCCGCUCUCGGGCCACUGACCAGCCAGCAAAAGCAAAUCAUCGAGAAGGGCAGGGCCACCCAUUUGGUCACGGGCAUCCUGUACGGGGCCAACGCCGUCUUUGUCUUUGACAGCGAGAAG
Molecule: messenger RNA, 291 nt
Organism: Hippocampus comes (tiger tail seahorse)
Lineage: Eukaryota; Metazoa; Chordata; Actinopteri; Syngnathiformes; Syngnathidae
Product: stonustoxin subunit beta-like
Exons: 1
Source: RefSeq, a predicted model, not a curated record